Messenger RNA from Hibiscus syriacus, 958 nucleotides. RefSeq names its product pyridoxal phosphate homeostasis protein-like. The transcript has 6 exons. NCBI's taxonomy places the organism in Eukaryota, Viridiplantae, Streptophyta, Magnoliopsida, Malvales, Malvaceae. Gene Ontology annotation, cellular component: intracellular anatomical structure. The record is from RefSeq and is a predicted model, not a curated record. The coding region runs from base 40 to 861 and encodes 273 amino acids. Gene Ontology annotation, molecular function: pyridoxal phosphate binding.
UUAAAAAUAACAACAAAAUUAGAAAGUAGAAAAUAAAAAAUGGUGGCUCCGGCAGCGGAGGGAGUAGCCGUCACGGCUCUCCGAUCUGUUAUACUCCGAGUACGGAAGGCAGCAGAACGGGCGGGGACUCAACCCGAACGUGUCCGUGUUGUGGCGGUUUCGAAGACUAAACCCGAGUCACUUAUCCGGCAAGUGUACGACGCCGGUCACCGCUGUUUCGGCGAGAAUUACGUCCAAGAAUUUGUUCAAAAAGCCCCUCAGGUGUUCUAUGGGAAAAAUAAAAUUCAUCUGUUUUUCAACAAGAAAAAAUUCCUUCCCGUUUUUCUUUUUAAUCAAUUUUGUUGUUUUUGGCAGCUGCCUGAGGAUAUUGAGUGGCAUUUUAUUGGACAUUUACAGAGUAACAAGGUUAAGACGCUUCUCGGUGGAGUGCCAAAUCUAGCCUUUUUUGAGGGUGUUGAUAAUGAGAAGAUCGCAAACCAUCUUGAUCGUGGAGUUUCAAGCCUCGGGAGAAACCCUUUGAAGGUUUUUGUACAAGUAAAUACAAGCGGAGAAGCUUCAAAAGCCGGGAUAGAUCCGUCAGGUUGUGUUCGGCUUGCAGAACAUGUUAAAUUACGCUGUCCACAUUUGGAGUUUUCUGGCUUAAUGACUAUAGGGAUGCCGGACUACACCUCAACACCUGAGAAUUUCAGGACACUAUCAAACUGUAGAGCUAAGGUUUGCAAGGCACUUGGAAUGGAAGAAGAUCAAUGUGAGCUAUCAAUGGGCAUGUCCGGUGACUUCGAACAAGCGAUUGAAAUGGGCAGUACAAAUGUGAGGAUUGGCUCCACCAUUUUUGGACCAAGGGACUACUCAAAGAAGUAACUAAAUUUAUGUCUUUAGAUUGUGUUGGAUGAGUAUUAUCCAAUUCCGAUCUAUGAUCUUUUGUGUCGCUUAUUGACAAAAAUUUACCAAAUCUAUG